This is a messenger RNA of Danaus chrysippus (African queen), 951 nucleotides long. The record is from the annotation of a GenBank genome assembly. Lineage: Eukaryota; Metazoa; Arthropoda; Insecta; Lepidoptera; Nymphalidae.
AUGAAGACCUGGACUACCUCAGUGACCUGUGCAUCUCCGACAAGAAGGCCAUCGCUGUCACACAGGAACUCAUCUGCAAGAGUGUGUUGUGUGUUAACAAUGCUGAUAUACUCACCAGAUAUAGAGACCAGGUUAGUGCCAGAUGAGUCGAGCGACGGAGACGGUGGGGAGGUGAUGCUGUACUGGAACAAUAAACAGGAGUGUCGGUCACUGAACUCAUUGGCUGAACAAGCUUCAGAUCCUCGUAGUGAUUUUGGAUUACUACCGACACCAACUCGAGCUGUUCUCGUACAUGUGUCUCAACAGACAGUACCUGGCAUUGAACAAUCUAUCACAUUGAUCUUAUACUCGACCUCAGAUAUCAUGAACAACUAUACCAUGAUCUCCAGAUGCAUGUCCAACCCGGUGUUAUCCCACGAGGUCCGCGCGUCCUUCUGCCGCCUCAUGCUGCACCUGCACGUGGACCGCGACCCUCAGGAGCCCGUCACGCCCGUCAAGUACGCGAGGCUGUGGGCAGAGGUCGCCGCCACCAUACGAGUGAACGACUAUCAAUGCGUGAAAGGCGGUCAGGACGCGACCAGGAAAAAAGUGAAGAAGCAGUUCGAGUCCACCAUAGACUUCGUUGAGGACUACUUGUGUAAAGACGUGACUAGGACGUGGUACUUGAGCGACCACGACCAGAACAAGUUGACCUUUGAGGUCGUUAAACUGGCUGGAGAAUUAACUUACUUUGGGUUUUAUAGCUUCAGUGAUCUUCUUCGGCUGACAAAACCUUAUUGUCUUCUUGACUGUGUGACUGCGAUCGAUCUACUGAACGAAACGAACGCCCUCGCCGGAGAAGUGGAAUCGGAGGGGGAAGUUCUCCGGAGUAUUGGCGAUAUGGGAGCAGUCAUGACCUCCAUCACACUCGGACCUGGAGCAUUAAAUGAAAAUGUAACAGAAAACACAUAA